AUGGCGCCCGCCCUUGUGCAAGUGUUAUCGUCCAUCAUCUUGGUGGGCGCAGUUCUUCUCUGCUCCGCGACUGAACCAGGAGAGCCGACAACUGAGCCAGAGUCAAUCCUCACUAUCCCGGAAAAAGGUCUGGAAGCUGACGAACAGAAAACUGUUUGGCUCGGCCCCUCCAAAUCUCUCCGCGUUGUUGACUCGACCAAUGCAGCCGUUUUCAUGCCACACCUGGAGGAGGCCCACCUGCCCCUUCCUUAUGCGGACCAGAUGAACAGCGUUGCGUAUGUGUUUGAGAACGGUGCCUGCGACUUUAACACGGUUGUAGAGUACAAGAAGCUGUUUCCUGAGUAUGCGAAGCCGUUGUGGGUUCGCAAUCCGCCUGUGAUGGCGGCUGCUGCCGAGGAGGCGUCACCCUUACCGGUAACGAAUUACACAUUUACCAAUCCACCCGCGGAGUUGCUGCGUGGACUUGUUAGUUUCUGCGUAAGGUUCGUCAUCAGGCGCCCAUCGCAGUCGCAGGGAGGCUCUUCAAGCGAGUCACACACGACAGCAGGCAACGAGCCUUCAGGCGGUGAUGAGGGACGCGGAGCCGAUGGUGGCGUACAAGAUGGUGCCACAGACCCUCAGGGACUUACUGAUGAGCCUUCAAAGUAUCAAAAGCCAGAGAUUGGGUCGACUGGUAGCGAGACGCAGAACCCACAAGCAGGGGUGGGUGCUGGCGGAAUUGGUUCAGGCGAAGGCGGUGCGCCGGGCGGACCCGGUCUAGCCAUCGGAAAAGCCGAAGAUACUGACGAACUGAGUGAGCAGAAGGUUCCAAACACCCCUGCGCUGCAGACGCCUAACCAUUCAACAAUUCCAUCUCAACCUUCGGCUAGCCCCGUCAUCCUUGCUGGGCCUUCACCUACAAUGGAGGAACAGGGGAACGUAGGUGAAAGCAAGCAAGAGGCUGACGACGGUGCCAGUCCAUCUGGCGUCGUACCUUCGAAUAUCAAGUACGAGGUCCCAACAGGUCAUCAAAGUGAGGAAAAGAACCAUCCGGGAAAUGCCAGUGUAUCUGAGGGGUCGACCGUAUCCGGGCCUGAAGCAAUUGAAGCACGUCCAGAGAGGGCAUCUGCCCAACGACUCGAGAGAGGCGAGGCCGGUGCACCACAAGCGCGCCUGAGGCGGCUUUCGGCGCCGACUGAAGCGCCUGAAAGAUACUUUACCAUCAUUAUUCAUUCCGAUGCGUUGAGCACUUCAGGCAGACAGGCAGCUGCGUCUGCGUUCCUCAUAGCAGCUGCUGCUGCGUGGCUUCUUGCGAUGCUCUAA
Molecule: messenger RNA, 1302 nt
Organism: Besnoitia besnoiti
Lineage: Eukaryota; Apicomplexa; Conoidasida; Eucoccidiorida; Sarcocystidae
Product: Toxoplasma gondii family A protein
Exons: 1
Coding region: 1-1302 (433 amino acids)
Source: RefSeq, a predicted model, not a curated record